UCCCGCGGACCAGGCAGCGCCGUAACUCCGGCCGACGGAAGAACUCCCGGGACCUCGGGCAGCCGCCCCAAAGAGAAUAAGCCCUGUGAUUGAGACCCCAGCGGGGAGACAGAGAGGGGCAGGUCGAUUGUACUUUGAGGAAUGACGGCUGCUCCACGCAGCCUGUCGCUUGCUGACGGCAGACCUCCACCCUCCAGAAUUCACUUUGAGAUCUUUUCAGUUCUGUGUUAAGGAAAACUAAUCGUUCCAACUUCAGAUUAAUCUGCAAUUAAAUAAAGCAACAAAUUGGAAGAAUGCUCACAAUACGAACAUGUUUUCUACAGUUGUCACAUGCAUUCAAAGCAAAAACAGUGCUUGAGAGUGAGUUGUUUCAACAGUGCAUUGUUUCAGUCUGCAUUGUGCAUAGAACUUCUCACAAGUUAGCUUCUGUCCAGAGUGUCUUCAAACUUAGUGAGAAGAAGCAAAACAGUAUUAUUUUUCCAUUCAAAGACUUGGAAAGGUACCUGGUCAAAACUGUAAAAAAAAUGAAUUUUCAAAUAUUUGCUCCAAGUUUUGAAGAUGUUGGAAAUGCAGAACGAUUCUUCACACCUUCCCAUAAACACCAUAUCGAUUAUUUCACUUCUGCCAUCAGGAUUGAUCAUGCACCAACAACAGUUCAGCCAGAGGUGUGUUUUAUAGGCCGAAGUAAUGUGGGAAAGUCUUCAUUGAUAAAAGCCUUGUUUUCCAUGGUUCCUGGUAUUGAAGUUAGAGUUUCAAAAAAUCCUGGACAUACAAAAAAGAUGAAUUUCUUUAAAGUAGGUAAGGCAUUUACUGUCGUUGACAUGCCUGGCUAUGGAUACAGAGCACCUUCUGAUUUUGUGGAAAUGGUAGAGAGAUAUCUUGAGGCAAGACAGAAUUUAAAGAGAACAUUUCUGCUAUUGGAUGCAUCAAUUGGAAUCCAGGAAGCAGAUCAAAUAGCAAUUGAAAUGUGUGAAGAGUUUGGUAUUCCCUAUGUUCUUGUUUUAACAAAGAUUGACAGACCUCAGCAAGGCAAUCUGCUGAAGAUAAUUCUAGGAGUACAAGAAGUGAUAGAAAAACAAACGUUGGGGUGCUUUCCUCAGCCGUUCCUUGUGAGCUCUUUGAAUUAUUCUGGGAUUCAUCUGCUGAGAUGUUUCAUAGCUCAUGUAACUGGAAAUCUUCAGAUUAAUGAACAUAAUACCCUGCCUUUAAGAUCAGGAGUAAAUUCUGCAAAGAUAUGAAAAUUGAUUUCAGAGCAGGACCAUGUGUCUACAGUACCAACUGCUGAUUUGAUUUCACUGAACUACUGAAUACAAAUUAAAAAUUUUAAAAGUGAAAUUAAGUUUGACCUAAUUGAGAUUAUGUAUUCAUGGGAAAUAUUACAGAAUAUGUGUAACGCCUUGUGGAAAAUUGUAAAGUUUAUAUAUUCUGUUUACAAACUGGAUGUAUCCUGAGUGCUAUUUAAAUGGAAUCAAUUUCCAUUGUUCCUAAAAUGUAUUUCAUAGAAAUUCAUAGAACCUUGCUCCUUCACAAUUAUUCAAACUUCAUAGUUGCAUUUUUAAGGAAAAACUUUUGAAAGAUUGAAACAGUUGAAAUGUUGAAAGCUUUUUCCCAGAAAAUUACCCUUUAAUAUGCAUCAAGUGCUUUCACACAGAGUAAGAAAUUUAUUUUCAGUAGAAGGUUGCUGUUAAUGCAUUCAAAUGUGAAACAAGGCUAUUCAAAUGCUAGAUACAGUAGGACAUCUUUGCAGUGGGAAGCAUUUUAUGAUUAUCAUGUCAUUUUGACUGACAUUAUGUUUCAGAAUUACCCUGGGUUUUCUCUCUUUUGAGGACACAGUACGAUAUUCUAAAAAAAUGACAUUUGCAAAACAUUGCAUGUGCCAUAUUUUAAGCUUUCUGUUUUCCUUAGCUGAUCAGCCAAAUGGUCACUUAAAAUUUACAGGAACCUUAUAUUUGAUGCUCACUCUGGUUUUUUACAGGAGUUGUUAAGCACAGUACUCACUUUGUAUACUGAUGAAGACUAAUACAGUCACAUUCCAUGAAUUAAUUUAAAAAAGAUGUGUGUAUGUAUAAAUCCAAAGAAUGCUAAUAAAACUUGACAAAAGAAGAAUUGAAAAGCUCUCAUGGUGAUUCCUCAUCUUGCAUUGGGCAUCAUGUGCCAAUAACAAACCAUGGUCAC
Molecule: messenger RNA, 2175 nt
Organism: Stegostoma tigrinum
Lineage: Eukaryota; Metazoa; Chordata; Chondrichthyes; Orectolobiformes; Stegostomatidae
Gene: gtpbp8
Product: GTP binding protein 8 (putative)
Exons: 8
Coding region: 294-1238 (314 amino acids)
Cellular component (GO): mitochondrion
Molecular function (GO): GTP binding
Source: RefSeq, a predicted model, not a curated record